CCUCUGGACUGUGUAAGCUCGUGCACAAGUGAAUGCUCAUGCACGUGAGAGAGGUGGGGACCACUGUGCCCUGAGCCCCACACUCCACAGUGACCCACUCAGUGAACAGCAGCACUUCUACAAAACUGCACAAGACUUUACAGGUCAUUAUGAAGUGGCUAGUCUGGCUGAGUGUUCUCCUUUGUGUCUUCGUCUGCUACUUCAGUGAGGCCAGAAUUAUUGUCCCAGAAGGAGUGCCCUAUGAUGAGGCUCCUGCUGUUCCCUACUGGCCCUAUUCCACCUCAGACUUCUGGAACUACGUGGAGUACUUCAAAUCAAUCGGUGCCUAUGACCGCAUUAACGAGAUGGCCCGCGCCUUUUUCGCCCAGCAGCACCUGGGGGACACCCUUGGAUACGAGACCAACGAGGGAUAUGAGCACUAGGAAGCAAUGCAACUUGUCAUGAAAGAACAAGAACAAAUCUAUAUAGUUGUCACCGAGAG
Periophthalmus magnuspinnatus is the source of this 481-nucleotide messenger RNA. It is a transcript of the gene otos, whose product is annotated as otospiralin. The record is from RefSeq and is a predicted model, not a curated record. The coding region runs from base 150 to 422 and encodes 90 amino acids. The transcript has 4 exons. Gene Ontology annotation, biological process: sensory perception of sound. NCBI's taxonomy places the organism in Eukaryota, Metazoa, Chordata, Actinopteri, Gobiiformes, Gobiidae.